Messenger RNA from Meloidogyne enterolobii, 1488 nucleotides. Lineage: Eukaryota; Metazoa; Nematoda; Chromadorea; Rhabditida; Meloidogynidae. The record is from the annotation of a GenBank genome assembly.
AUGGAUUUUACAACAAUUAAUGGUAACAAUAAUAAUUAUCAAAAACAAAUUGAGGAUACUAAUUGGGCAGAAAAUGAUUUAAAUAUUAUUGAUGGACAAACAAUUGAUGAAUUAUUUAAACAAGGAAUUGGAUUAACUUAUAAUGAUUUUAAUAUACUUCCUGGAUUUAUUGACUUUGUUGUAACUGAUGUAGAUUUAACAACAAAUUUAACUAAAAUGAUUAAACUUAAUACACCCCUAGUUUCUUCCCCAAUGGACACUGUGACUGAGAGCGAAAUGGCUAUUGCAAUGGCGGACCAAGCAGCUGAAAUUAUUAAAGUAAAAAGAUAUAAACAAGGAUUUAUUUCAAGUCCUCAAUGUAUUCGUGAAACUGACACAAUUUGGGAUUUGAUGGAAAUUAAAAGGAAAUUUGGUUACUUCAACAGGAUAUGUCGGGUCAAAAUUACUUGGUUAGAAAGAUUGGUUACUUCUAGAGAUAUAGACUUUAUUAGAAGGGAGAAUUAUGCAACUACAAGAAUUGCAGAUGUAAUGGUUCCAAGGGAUCGUUUAAUUGUUGGAAAACUUCCAAUUGUCAAUGAAAAUGAUGAAUUAAUAUCUUUAAUUGCUCGUUCUGAUUUAAAAAAGGCGAGAGAAUUUCCUCGAAGUUCAAUUGAUAAUAAAAAACAAUUAAUGGUUGGGGCAGCUGUAAAUACAAGAGAAGGGGCUAAAGAAACAAUUAAAGAAUUGGUUAAAGCUGGAGUUGAUGUUCUUGUUAUUGAUUCUUCUAACGGUGCAAGUAUAUAUCAAUUAGAAUUACUUUCCUGGAUUAAACAAAAUUUUCCUGAAUGGCCACAAGUAAUUGCUGGAAAUGUUGUAACAAUGAAUCAAGCUAAAUUACUUAUUGACGGAGGGGCAGAUGCUUUACGUGUUGGAAUGGGUAGUGGAAGUAUUUGCACAACACAAGAAGUUUGUGCUGUUGGUCGUGCACAGGGUUCUGCUGUUUAUAAUGUUUCUCGAUAUGCAAGAUUAAGAGGAGUGCCAGUAAUUGCAGAUGGAGGAAUUAGAGAUAUUGGUUAUAUAACAAAAGCAAUGGCAUUAGGCGCCUCAACUGCAAUGAUGGGUGGAUUGUUGGCUGGAACAAACGAAGCUCCAGGCGAAUAUUUUUGGGGCUCAACAGGUGUACGUCUAAAGAAAUACAGAGGAAUGGGUUCUUUGGAUGCUAUGGAGACAAAUGCUACAAGUCAAGAAAGAUAUUUUACAGGUGGAAAUGAAAAUAUAAAAGUGGCACAGGGGGUUUCUGCAGCUCAACGUGAUAGAGGUAGCUGUUUCAAAUAUGUUCCAUAUAUUAUUCGUGGUAUCCAGCAUGGACUUCAAGAUAUUGGUGUUCGUAAUUUUGAUGAAUUAAGGGAAUUGACAGUGGAAAAAUUAGAUUGGAACGUCGAACACAUAAUGCACAACUCGAAGGGGGAAUACAUUCAAUACAUUCGUAAAUAUUACUUUAAAAAAUAA